Chenopodium quinoa (quinoa) is the source of this 2494-nucleotide messenger RNA. RefSeq lists its product as uncharacterized. Bases 811 to 2211 code for a protein of 466 amino acids. The transcript is spliced from 3 exons. The record is from RefSeq and is a predicted model, not a curated record. NCBI's taxonomy places the organism in Eukaryota, Viridiplantae, Streptophyta, Magnoliopsida, Caryophyllales, Amaranthaceae.
UCACCUCCCUUUAUUAUUAUACAAAAUGACCCUAAUUAAGAAAUUUAUCUCACAUAUGACAUUAAUGAGUGUUAUUUAUUUAAAAAAAAAAAAAACUAACUAUGGUUAACUUUGAAAAAAAUAAAUAAAAAGAAACUAAAAACCACCAACCCAGCCACCACCUUCACCCUCAUCCCCACCAGAUGUAGCCAGCCCCACCUGCAAAGAAGUAAAAAAUAAUUAUAAAAAAAAAAAAAAAAAACACCACACAUAUGUGUUUUAUUUGAACACGUUUUACAUGAUCCAAUAACAUUUGUGUUUUACAUAUUACUAAAGUGUAUAUAUAGUCCAUUUUAUAUGAAACAUAAAAAUAGUGAAAAUGUAUCAAUUUGUAAAAUAUUUGUGAGAUAAAUGUGGUCUAUAUGAAAAAUACAUCACAAUAGUAUAUCUUCUUAUUCUCCUAACACCCUCCCGCAAUCGGACCAACACUAAAUUAUAUUAUCAUAAAAUCUAUAUGAAAAAUAUAUCUUAUUAGUAUAAUUUCCAAUAUACCUAACACAAUUAUUAUUCUAGAAAUGACUACCUACUUUAAUUGGUCAAUAAAAUUUUAUUAUAUAUCCAAUUUCAAAAUAUAAAUUAUCGUAAUCUUGCUAUAUUUAAAUUCACAUUAUAUUCGGAGAAAAAGCAAUAGCUUCAGCACCAGAAGCGGGAAGAGUACCGGUGAAAUUCGAGAAUGAGCCGGAGUUGCCAAAGGAAAAUGCGAAGUAUGAACUGUUGUUGGAGUUAACAGGAAGAGGAUCCGCUAAUGCCAGACUAGCAGCUGAUAUAGUUAUGGUGUUAGAUGUGAGCUACAGCAUGAAAGGAGACAAGUUGAAGGAGAUGAAGCGCGCGAUGCAGUUUGUGAUCAGCAAGCUAAGCCCAUCUGAUCGUUUGUCGGUCUGCACAUUCGCAAAAGAUUCAAUCAAACUGUGUGGAUUGCGGGUCAUGAGUCCCGUUGCUAAAGAGAAGGUCGAUUACAUGGUCCAAAAUUUACAAGUCGAUUACUAUACUAAUAUAAGUGCUGGCCUUCAAAUGGCCUUAAAGGUACUUGAUGAUCGGAAGUAUACUACUGGCCGAGCCGGCGCUAUCAUGCUUAUGUCUGAUGGUGAGCAAAAUGUGGAUGAUGCAACCAAGAUUUUGGUUGAUCGUUAUCCCAUCUACACUUUCGGUUUUGGGGAUGAGAAAGAAAUUGACACUAAGGUCCUUGGACACAUUGCUAGCAAAAGCAAAGGAGGAACAUUCUCUGUAGCUAAACUUGGAGAUCUGAGUAAGUUGUUCGCCCCGUGUUUGGCUGGGCUUCUUAGCGUACUUGUAAAAGACGUGAAUCUUGUUAUCAAACCACUGCUAGGGACGGUGAGCAGAAGAGAGAAGGUUAAAACCAUCAUCGAAAAGGUUUCUGCAGGAGACUAUGAACAAAUUGUCGAUAAAGAAACUGGCGUCGUAACUGUUUCAUUUGGUGAUCUCUACCAAAAAGAGAUACGCAUGGUUUUGGUCUUCCUUUCUCUCCCUGAAAUACGUAAUGAUCCAAACAAGGCUCAAGUCGAACUCGAUUCCCUUCUCUCUUGCACCUACAGGGCUGAAUCGGGAAAUUCGACACAAACCAAUCCAGUUAAGUUCCGAGUUAAACGAUGUAUUGCACCAAAAAUGAAACAAACAGACGCAACUAAAGCUGAGAUAAAACGGGUGGAAAUUGUGGAAUUGAUGAAAGAGGCAAGAACCCUGGCCGAAGCAAAAAAUAUGGAUGCAGCUCUAGAUAAGGUUGUAGAAGGCCAAAAUUCCCUCGGCCAUGUUGUCGUCGAAGCUCUUAAUGAAGAGUCCAAAAUGGUUAUUGAGACCCUGAAAUAUGAGGUGGAUGAGAUGGUGAAGUUUAUGCAAACUAAUGAAACCUACGAAAACAAAGGCCGUUGUUUUACCUACUCUUCUGAGAUUUCCCAUGACCGCCAGCGUUUUGCCUCUAGAGGCGACGUCGAAAAGAUACGAAGCUAUGCCACUCCGCGCAUGGAAACAUGUUUCGAGCAAGCAAAGGAAUUCGAGAAGGAUCCUAGCAAGCCUGUUCCCACGGUUGUGGAAGACGAGAGGACAGAAAUUGCGGCCGAUCCUCUUGCAACCGUCGCACCAUCUCUUGACUACUACCUUCAAAUUGCAAUUGAUGCUCUCAAAAACCUUCAGAAAGUUAUCAACUACAAGGCCUGAAGUUGCUCUACGCAUGACCUUGCCUAUAACAUAUCGAUUGACUACGACGAUAUAUUGUGUGCUUGUUAUGUUAUGAAUUUGUGUGUUCUAUUGCUAGCUCCUACGAUCACUCGUGGACUAGCAAUGUUAUGCCACCCUUUUACUGUAUAAUAUUACAAUAAAGUUUUUCCGAGUAUAUAUAGCUCGGCACUUAAUCUAACUUUCUAAGGCUUGACUCUAGAUCAAUCCCUUUUGUAGAAAUUAAAUAAGGGUGUGAAUGAAAUCGUGUCGUUUGAUGUGUAUA